This is a messenger RNA of Bemisia tabaci, 1347 nucleotides long. RefSeq lists its product as uncharacterized. Lineage: Eukaryota; Metazoa; Arthropoda; Insecta; Hemiptera; Aleyrodidae. The record is from RefSeq and is a predicted model, not a curated record.
CCUGCCGUGCCUGGAAAAAUGUUCGACGAAAUAAACGAAAUGAUGAAUUUGUCGCGUCCUAAGUCCCCAAGCAGAGCUCCAAAUUCAAGCCGCAACGUCCGUAUACAAUCGUUUGACGACGAGGGUGAUGAUGAACCUCGUAUCGCGACUCCUGUCCGAAUGGUCAAAGGCAUCCAGAGUCCAUCUCGGAAUGUACGAACUUCAACUUGGGGCGGUGAAGGAGACGCAGGGCCCUACCGAAAUCCACAUGGAGGUAGAAAUAUGAAGUCGUAUGGGGGUGAUGGAGAUCUCGGUUUUGCAACCCCCAAGUAUCAAGGUCAGAUGUCUGUGAUGUCAGGACAUGGAGGUCCUUUCAACGGCUUCAAUCGUGUUCCCUAUAGCCCCAAAAAUGGCUUAUGGGCAACAAGUGGCUUCGAUCGCAGCCCCUAUGGCUCCAAUGGUGGCUUCAAUGGUCUCAAUAGUGGCUACAAUGGCUUCAAUGGUGGCUACGGUGGUUUCAAUGGUGGCUACGGAGGUUUCAAUGGUGGCUACGGAGGUUUCAAUGGCUUUAAUAGAAACAAUUUCAUGAACAAUGCAUUGCGUGCCGUACAAGAUUUCGUUGAGAGCCAGUCUGCGUUUACACUGACGAUUGAAUGCCCGGCGAAAAUCGGGAAAUACGUUUGCAAAAUCCAGUGUCGGAUGAAGCACGAGACACUGAGGGGAGUGUGCUUUCAUGACAGUUGCUUCUGCGCUCCUCAGGAACGAAAGGAGGCUCUGAAACACAUGAGCAGAAGUUACCGAGCUUUGGUCAGCGGAUACGACACAAUCUGCGACAACUGGAAGAACGUUAAACAGUGCAUGCGGUUCUGCAAAGCCUUGACGCCGAAUAAAAGCUACACCGGUAUCUGCAAGGAUGACCACUGUCAAUGCGUGACCAACCCGUCGAUCCCAGAAGCGAAAAAGUACGCCUGCAUGAAAGCCAUUCGGAAGGUGAAGAAGAUGGAGGACACGGCGUUGAAGUACCUGGGGUUCCGACCUUUGCCACUGAGCCAACUCAGCGCCGCCGCCGAGAAAAAGGUGAACGAAGUUGCGGACGCGACGCUUCGGAAGUUGAAGUCGAGCAACAAGAUAGACGGCUGCACGGAAGAGGAAAUCAAGAAUUUGAGGAGCAUUUUGGCGGGUUUGGCGCAAGGACUAAGUUUGGCGAGAGGUGGUGCACCGACACCGACACCGAGGCCGUCCAAUGGGAGUCAAGAAUCUAAACCUGGGGCGCCUAGUUCAGCAUCCCGGAGCUUUGGGCCGGGGCUGCGGGGCCCGGGAGUUAAAUGAACUUUGAUUUAACCACACACCACAAGUACACUGGACGCC